ACUGUGUGCUAUAAGAUGACAUUUCUUUCGGUUUAACCUUUGUAGCUCAAGCAGAAGAUAUGUAAAUUGCAUUGAAACAACUACACUUGAAGAAUGCUGAUGACUUAUAAUCUUUCAGCCGUCCAUUUGAUACAGAUAUUGCUUUGAAAAUACUAUUCUUAAUCCAUGCUUCAGAUUGUCCAAGCUUUAAGAACUUUGUUCUAUUAAAGAGAUCUUAUCUUGGUUUCCUUUCCUAUGGGAUAAUUUUCUAGUUCAUUGCUUUCAAAGGUAGGAGUGUUUGGGCAAUUUUGAAAAAGAUUUUCAUAACUCACUGGAGGGCAGUUCAUUACUUGCCUCCAACUCAGUUCUGUAAGGACAGCAGUUUGACACAUUCCGUCAUCUUCCAUCACAAAAACUUCCUGCAAGGUCCCAGUGUUGCCCAAUGACCUACCUGUGUCCUGCUCCUGGCUGUGAGACAUGAAGAUUUUUUCCAUGACUUAGGGGUGCUGUUUGCAACAGAAAGUAUUUACAGAAAAUUUCUUCAAGUCCUCCCACAGGAUGUCAAACAGAUAGUUAUGCUUGUCAAAAGCAGGCUAUUUCUGGGAAAAGAUGCCAGCAAACAGCGGCCUAUCAAAUUUGCCCAAGAAUAUUUUUCACAGCACUUGGGAGAGUAUGAAAAUGUUCUCUCUGUUUUGGAGGACUUAAACAUUACUAUACUGAAGGCAAUGGACAAAACAAAGAAAAAGAAGUCCAGGAGGAAAAGGCUUACCAAAAUGGUCCAGUAUCCCAGCUGUAAGGACUAUCAAGAAGCUUCUAAUUUGGAGCAGUUUGUGACUCGCUUUCUCCUGAAGGAAACGUUGAACCAGCUGCAGUCCCUCCAGGCCUCCCUGGAGUGUGCCAUGGAAACCACGGAGGAGCAGACUCGGCAGGAAAGUUUAAAGAGGGAGAUACAAGGAGAUGAAGGAGAUGAAGACAUGUUUCUGAAUACAGAAGGAGGAGACAUGCUCUCUCACAUGCAUUACCUUACGAAGUGUCCUGUGUUCCUGUGCAGACAAGGUCCAACAAAACCAGAAGUGCUCUCAGUGCAGUGGCCAGGAAAACGCUCAGCUCGAAGGCUUCAAAGGAACAACAGCAUAUCGCCCACUAACCCUCAAUUUAACACAGGCUGGAUUGAGGAAGAGAGCCAGUGGAUGACCCAGAUAAGCAGGCUUCAGAAGCUGAUUGACAGGCUGGAAAAGAAGGACUUAAAGCUUGAGCCAUUUGAAGAAGAAGUUUUGGAAGAAAAUGCAAGAUCUCACAUAAUGAUUGUUCAACGUCAAAUGUCUGUGAUAGAAGAAGAAAUUGAGGAAUUCCGGCUUGCUCUGAAGCAGUAUGUGGAGUCUGCUUCUGCUCAGAGUGGCUGUUUGCAUGUUUCCAUACAGAAGCUUCCCAAUGAUUUCCGCUUCAUUAUUUAUGAGUUCUGGGAGAACAGCAAUGUCUGGAAUAGCCACCUUCAAAUGAAUUACAGCAAGACAUUCCAAAGAAGUAAUGUGGACUUCCUGGAAACUCCAGAGCUCAUUACAACAAUGCUAGUCCCUGCAUCGUGGUGGGUCCUCAAUAACAACUAGAAGCUGUGGUUCCAAGUAAUUAUGUUAUGUUUUUCACCACAAUAACAUUGAUUUAACAGUGUACAAGAGUGCUGGGUUAGAGGUUUAUCAUGUGAUACUGUUCAAUACUAUGGAUGUGAUCUUUUCUGUUUUAAAAUGUGGAAAAUCACGUUUAUUGCCUUCUGUUCUCGUGAUCAGUUUAGUGAAAUAAUGCAUUCUAAAAGCUGGAAAAAAAACAACUAAGCUCAUCUGUUAGCUGUGUAUAUUUAGUCCUGUCACAGAAAACUGCAUCUUGAUUGGUGUGACUGAGUAUUUGUGAAGUUCUAUUUAAGUUCUUUACCAGGAGAGUGGUGAGGUGCUGGAACGGGCUGCCCAGAGAGGUUGUGGAUGCCCCAUCCCUGGAGGUGUUCAAGGCCAGGCUGGAUGGGGCCGUGGGCAACCUGGUCUAGUAAGUGGGGAGGUUGGUGGCCCUGCCUGGCAGGGGGGUUGGAGAUUCAUGAUCCUUGAGGUCCCUUCCAACCCAGGCCAUUCUGUGAUUCUGUGAUUCUGUAAUACUUUUAGUCUCGCAUUAAUAAACACUUGUUACUUAA
Molecule: messenger RNA, 2155 nt
Organism: Gallus gallus (chicken)
Lineage: Eukaryota; Metazoa; Chordata; Aves; Galliformes; Phasianidae
Gene: NECAB1
Product: N-terminal EF-hand calcium binding protein 1
Exons: 11
Coding region: 555-1586 (343 amino acids)
Biological process (GO): regulation of amyloid precursor protein biosynthetic process
Cellular component (GO): cytoplasm
Molecular function (GO): calcium ion binding
Source: RefSeq, a predicted model, not a curated record